GGAUAUGCCUGAAUAUGCACAUAUUAAACAAAUUCUAGAUAAGCCUAGAUAUGAAGCACAAGAAUUAUUAAAAACACGUUUUCCAGUAUCACGUUAUGUUGAAACAGAACAUGAUGGUAGUCAAGCACGAUUUCUAUUAUCUAAAGUUAAUCCAUCACUAACACAUCAUACAAUGUAUUCAUUUGGUCAGGAUUCCGGUAGUGCAGUACUAACAGACGAUGUAUCACUUCAAGGUUUUAUGGAACAUUUAAAAAAAUUAGCUGUUUCUAGUUCUGCUUAGAUUGUGAUGAAAUGAACAGACUAGUAUUGUGCAACAUUUUCAUGAUGUGAUAUUGAUGAAAAACACCAAUGACAGUAAUCAAAAUUCAAUAGCACCUACUACUCAUCGUAUAUAUUAUAAGUAAUUGCUUUCUAUACAUAUAUAUAUAUCUACAAUUACCGUUUCCCCUUUUAUUCAUUUCUACUUUCUCUCGCUAAUUUUGGUUGCAAUUUUUUCCAGUAAUAAUUUCUACUUUUAUUUAUUCUUGAUUUCGAUUAGCGUGCGUUGAGAAAAUUGUUGUUGUUCUUGUUUUUUUUGUUUCCUCACUCAAUUUUAAAUGGAAAUUAGCACAUAUAAGUACGUGUGUGUGUGUUCCUCAAUCCAUUCGUUUAUUCAACUUGUAAAUGAGUUGUUUUAUUCAAUGAAUUGUAUUCAUUUACAGAGAACUUCGAUAUUUCUAAAUACGGAAUGUUUGUUUGAAAUAAAAUGCUUUUACAAAUAAAUUGAGUUGUCUGUCCUAGUAAAUUCAUAGUGUACAAAUCACAGUUACAAUAUUUGACUUAAAAGAACUUUUGUAGAAUUCAGGAAAAACCUAAUAAUUAAGUUCAGUUGAGUCCGAGUCACAGUGGUCAUCAACUCUAAGAUGCAGGUACAUCCAGCUGACCAGUCUCAAAUAGGACGAAAUGCCCAUCAAACUGCAUUCUAC
Schistosoma mattheei is the source of this 965-nucleotide messenger RNA. Lineage: Eukaryota; Metazoa; Platyhelminthes; Trematoda; Strigeidida; Schistosomatidae. The record is from the annotation of a GenBank genome assembly.